CACCCAAGGCGCCAUUGUCGCGCGCAGCAGCUCGAUCGUAGACAAGUGGAGUGCAUACUUGUGUGGUAGGCGGCGAGCGAGAGAGAGGCCAAACGCUGGACGGAAGAGAGGUGGAUCAUACUCAUAGCACGCACGGUGCUCCCCCUCCCCUCGUCUCCGUUCUCGUUGUGGUGAAGAUGACGAUGGAGUGCAGGAAGAUGACGCCCGUCCUUGCCCUUCUGCUGCUGCUGUCGUACCUUCUUCUUCCCCUCGUCUCCUCCGUGCCUGUGUCGAGAAGCGUGGCAUUGGGAAAUCAUCAAGCCUCCGCUUCUAGUCUGAAUCUGGAGGCGGUGCCUGUUCAGGGCGUCGUGACGACGGCCGCUGAGGAGCGAAGCGUCGGCGAAGUGGUGGCGCGGAUGGACAUCGAGGUCAACGACUACCCUGGAUCCAGCGCCAACGGCCGCCAUGAGCCGCCUAGGAGCCCCGGGAGGGGGUGAAGCGCCGAUCUGCA
Molecule: messenger RNA, 490 nt
Organism: Hordeum vulgare subsp. vulgare (domesticated barley)
Lineage: Eukaryota; Viridiplantae; Streptophyta; Magnoliopsida; Poales; Poaceae
Exons: 3
Coding region: 177-476 (99 amino acids)
Source: RefSeq, a predicted model, not a curated record